AGUUGGCCACAGCGGCCGGAGCGGAGGAGCGAGGCGCCAUGUCCGGCCGUGGCAAGAGCGGCGGUAAGGCCCGCGCUAAGGCCAAGUCUCGCUCGUCCCGGGCUGGGCUGCAGUUCCCGGUCGGGCGCGUUCACCGGUUGCUGCGACGCGGGCACUACGCGGAGCGGGUGGGGGCUGGCGCGCCCGUGUAUCUAGCGGCCGUGCUCGAGUACCUGACGGCCGAGAUCCUGGAGCUGGCGGGCAACGCGGCGCGGGACAACAAGAAGACGCGGAUCAUCCCCCGUCACCUGCAGCUGGCGGUACGCAACGACGAGGAGCUCAACAAGCUGCUGGGCGGCGUCACCAUCGCGCAGGGCGGUGUCCUGCCCAACAUCCAGGCCGUGCUGCUGCCCAAGAAGACGAGCGGCGGCGCCGCGAGCCCCGCCAAGGCCGGCAAGAAGGGCAGUGGGCAGCAGUCACAGGAGUACUAGGCCGGCCGCCCCUCCGGCGCCACACAAAAGGCCCUUUUCAGGGCCACCCCAUUGCUCACGGGGAGAGCUGUAAUCCGGGGAGGAGAGGGGGGGUCGGGCCGGCUGCGGGGGACGAGCAGGAGCUGGCCCGAGGCCCGUCAGAUACCGAACACAAGAGCUGCUCUGUAAGGGCUCGUAAUUUACUUGUAUUUACCUCUCUUACCUUCAGUGGACGUUGCACAGAGAAUAAACAGUGCUUCUUUAACAAAACAGGA
Pipra filicauda (Wire-tailed manakin) is the source of this 724-nucleotide messenger RNA. RefSeq names its product histone H2A. The transcript has a single exon. Lineage: Eukaryota; Metazoa; Chordata; Aves; Passeriformes; Pipridae. The record is from RefSeq and is a predicted model, not a curated record. Gene Ontology annotation, molecular function: structural constituent of chromatin; protein heterodimerization activity; DNA binding. Gene Ontology annotation, cellular component: nucleosome. Bases 39 to 470 code for a protein of 143 amino acids.